UGAAGAAGUGCUGCACCACUGCUAACCGCUCAACCUGAUCAAGCCCUUCUCACUAGCAUCUGUGAAGGAGGGGUGAGACAGCAUGUGAGUGCUGCUUGUUGGAGCCCUUUUUUUUGUGGAUGAUAGACAAACUACAGGACAGCACAAUGGCUCAAGUGGAUACAGAGUUUGGUGUGAAGGGCAGCAGCAUCAUCAGGGAAUGGAGUGGACAGGUCCAGCCUGCUCUGGUUGCCUCCUUUGUUUUCCUCUUCUGUCUGGAAGCAUGUCUGUGGGUCAGGAACCUCAGGCUCAAGAAAAGACUGCCGGGACCCUUCGCCUGGCCCGUGGUGGGCAAUGCCAUGCAGCUGGGCCAGAUGCCUCACAUCACCUUCGCCAGGCUAGCCAAAAAAUAUGGCAAUGUGUACCAGAUACGGCUUGGUUGCAGCGAUAUUGUGGUUCUCAAUGGAGACAGGGUGAUACGUCAGGCUCUGAUACAGCACAGCACAGAGUUUGCAGGCAGACCAAACUUUGUCUCUUUUCAGGCUGUCUCAGGGGGGAAAAGUAUGACUUUCACCAAUUACAGCAAACAGUGGAAGAUGCACAGGAAAAUUGCUCAAUCAACGAUCAGAGCAUUUUCAUCUGCCAACAGUCAGACCAAAAAAGCCUUUGAGCAGCAAAUUGUGGCGGAAGCCACAGAGCUAGUUGAGAUUUUCCUUAAACUCAGUUCUCAGGGCCAGUAUUUCAACCCCGCUCAUGAGCUGACAGUAGCUGCAGCUAACGUGAUUUGCGCCUUGUGCUUCGGAAAACGCUAUGGACACGAUGAUGUUGAGUUCAGAGCCUUGUUAGAGAGGGUAGAUCAGUUUGGACAGACAGUAGGGGCUGGCAGCUUGGUAGACGUGAUGCCAUGGCUCCAGUCUUUCCCCAAUCCAGUCCGCAGUGUCUUUAAAAACUUCAAAGACCUGAAUAAAGAGUUCUUUGGGUUUAUCCAGAACAAAGUAAAGGAGCACAGAGAGACAUUUAAUCCAGAGGUAACGAGGGAUAUGAGCGAUGCCUUUAUUGGCGUCAUUGACAAAGCUGACAUUGACAACGGACUCACCAAAGGCCACACAGAGGGGACGGUGUCAGAUCUGAUUGGAGCAGGUCUGGAUACGGUCUCCACAGCGCUUCACUGGAUUGUCCUCCUUCUGGCUAAACACCCUGAAACCCAAACCAAACUACACGAGCUCAUAGACAAAGUGGUGGGCCCAGACAGACUGCCAUCAAUUGAGGACCGAAGCAACCUGGCAUAUCUGGACGCCUUCAUCUAUGAGACUAUGCGCUUCACGAGCUUCGUCCCCGUCACCAUCCCACACUCCACAACAUCAGACGUCACUGUUGAUGGUCUCAACAUCCCCAAAGACACGGUUGUCUUCAUCAAUCAGUGGUCCGUCAAUCAUGACCCACUGAAGUGGAAGGAUCCGCACGUCUUUGAGCCCUCGCGCUUCUUGGAUGAAAAUGGCUCCCUAGACAAGGAUCUCACCAACAAUGUUAUGAUCUUCUCAGCAGGGAAGAGAAGAUGUAUUGGGGACCAGAUUGCCAAAGUCGAGAUAUUUCUGUUCUUUGCAAUUCUACUCCACCAGUGCAGCUUUGAGAAAUGCCCCAGUGAGGACCUGUCUUUGAACUGCUCAUAUGGUUUAACACUGAAGCCAUUAGAUUACAAGAUCACUGCCAAACUCAGGGGAGAACUACCUAAAGGCCAAUAAAAAGCUGUUUGACCAUGGGUCCUCCAAUUAAAGAAGAGCAAUGCAAUAUGAGGUAUGUGUUCUAAAAUAAAUAUUUAUGCCUUGCAUCACAGAGUAUUUUUUAUGUAAUAGACUUUAAUUAACCCAAAAGAUUUAAAUGAUAAGCUUUCUUACUUCUGCUGACAUUUCAAAUUGUGACCAAAGUCAAUACAGCUGUUUCACUCAGUUACAAAAUCCCUCCCAGUUUAUCUAUUUAAAACUACGCAUUCUGAUAAUGGCAUUAGGAAGCAUGUGAGUCAUAUCUGAACUCAAAGGCAAUUUUACUCCUCAACUCUGUGAAAAAAAAACUGUGACUGUAAGUGACUGAGAAAACCUAAAUAUAUCUGUACUGCAUCAUGUAACAGAAACAGAAAAAAAAAUGUAAAGAAAGCUUUGAAGUGGUUGUCCAAAACCACAAUUCAUAAUAAACCUUAAGUACGUAUUGUUAUUUAUAUGAGGGUAUUUAGUGGAGUCUCCCCUAAAUUGCAAUAUAAACUGGUGGUGAUGAAUAAAUUUCUCUUUAAGUGCUUUUUUUUUUUUUCGCUGAUGGGAGAAAUUAUGGACCAGCUGUGUGGUCUCAACUGAACAAUUAUUCGCCCUGGCACUUUCAUUUAUCUUCAUAUGUACUGGACUUCUUUAUGUUUGAGCUCAAUACAAAUACAGCGUGCAUGUCAUCUACAUCCAUGUACUCCUGAAUCAUGCGUAAUACUAUUGUCUUCAGUAACUCAUGUCACAUGUAACAUGUCUAAAAGCCACUAAUUUAACUGUCUUAGUUCUUUAGUGCACAUAAUACAUCACUGUACGAGAUUCAUAAGGCAUACCACAUUGUCUGAAAAAUAAGCUGUAUAGUAUAGCUAAAUAAUGUUUUCAUAAUGACCUUGUGUGAUACAGUCUGUACUCUAAUGUAUGACUAAAGCCUUGAAUGUACAAUAAACAUUUUGUACUGCUUUAUAA
Molecule: messenger RNA, 2693 nt
Organism: Seriola aureovittata
Lineage: Eukaryota; Metazoa; Chordata; Actinopteri; Carangiformes; Carangidae
Product: cytochrome P450 1B1-like
Exons: 2
Coding region: 120-1721 (533 amino acids)
Biological process (GO): progesterone metabolic process; hormone biosynthetic process
Molecular function (GO): steroid 17-alpha-monooxygenase activity; iron ion binding; heme binding
Source: RefSeq, a predicted model, not a curated record